CUACCAGUGCAAUCGCAGUUUCACCCCGCUUUGAGAAGAAUCGGAGUCGCAGAUGCGCCGGUCAGUAAGAAGAGUUGGACGCCCGGCCGGAGGUGGAGGUGUGCCAAGGGGAGUAUUUCCUUGAUACAGUACAGGACCCGUACUUUCCUGACAAAAGCCAAUCACAUUGAAUAACUGUGGGGAAAUGUAUGCCUAUCUUUUCAGUGGACGUACGUGCAAGGCACAGCGUGAGCUCUGAACGUCUGAAUCGUUUAGAGAGCGAAACGUAAGAGAGGAUUUUGGAGAAAGCGAGCGAGCGAUGAGGAAGCAAUCUUUGCACUGGUUUGAGCAGGGCGGAACAUGUUCAAGUGUAUUGGUAUGUAUUCGCAAUGAUUGGACACGAAGAAUCGCGUCGUCGCGAAAUCUUGAACUCCGCUCCACGUCUCCAACGCCCAAUGCUCGGUCGCUCCCUCGGAUAGCCAACAGAAACUCCACACCAUCAACUCUGACAAUAACGCUUGCAGUAAAGCAAAGCAAAGCUACCGAGAUGCUACAUAAACAGACCCCACUAGUACCAGAACAUUCGCUCUCCAUGCCGCCGAAAAAUCUCGUCGUAGAGCGUGUCCUUGAUGCGAUGCGUGGAAUGAAACCUGAAGCGCCCAACCUUUAUGUUCCAUGUCAUCUCCGGCUGGUCGUAUGCCCAGAGACUUAGAACAAAUGAGAAUCAUUAAUGCAGCCGUCCAAAUCAUAUACAGUACAA
Molecule: messenger RNA, 739 nt
Organism: Mollisia scopiformis
Lineage: Eukaryota; Fungi; Ascomycota; Leotiomycetes; Helotiales; Mollisiaceae
Exons: 3
Coding region: 299-691 (130 amino acids)
Source: RefSeq, a predicted model, not a curated record